Molecule: messenger RNA, 3840 nt
Organism: Centropristis striata (black sea bass)
Lineage: Eukaryota; Metazoa; Chordata; Actinopteri; Perciformes; Serranidae
Gene: lrwd1
Product: leucine-rich repeats and WD repeat domain containing 1
Exons: 16
Coding region: 71-2287 (738 amino acids)
Biological process (GO): establishment of protein localization to chromatin; chromatin organization
Cellular component (GO): nuclear origin of replication recognition complex
Molecular function (GO): chromatin binding; protein binding
Source: RefSeq, a predicted model, not a curated record
CCGGGAAAGCUCGGUUUCUAAGUUACAGCAGCAAAGUUAACUAAAGCUCCUGAAGAAGUGUCGAUAAUCAAUGGCGAAAGUAACAGAGAAACUUUUACUGGAGAAAUGCUCUCCAAAAACCAGCAAACUGGAGCAAAUCAAGACACUAAAUCUCUCCAGACUUGGACUGAAGGCUGAGGACUUGCCAGUCAACCUGCUGUCCCGUCUCCGGUCCCUGGAGCGGUGGGAUCUGUCUGGAAAUGGACUGCAGCAGUUCCCCAAGCACCUGGAACUGCCUGCUCUUCGCUUCCUAGACCUCAGCGACAACCAGAUGGAGGAUGUUACCACUCUGGAAUCUCUAAGUAGUCUGGAAGAGCUCAAGAUGGAGGAUAACCUUUAUAUCACUGUGAGUGAUAACCACAAGCUGAUGGCGUUGUUGCCUAAACUGAGGAUAUACAAUGGUAAAGAUAUCAGCACGUCCGCCAACCACUUGCGCUUUGUUUACACUGAGAACCUGAGGACCAGGAUAAUUGCAGUUUGGGAGAAGAGCUUCCGUCUCCCGGAUCCCAUCACCGUUGAGAAAAUGUCGGCCUUGGAGGAAAAAUUUGUCAACGCCGCUCGUGAUCAGGUUAAAUUUGGCCCCAGUUCAGUGAGUGACUUCACCAAGUGGAAGGUGGAAAUUAUUGCGAAAGAGUAUCUGCGCUCUCUGACCGAACCAGUAAAGGAAGAAUCAGAGAGCCAGGAGUCUGCUGACACUAAAGAGAAUUGUAGUGUUUCAACGCCUUCCAAGAGGAAACAAACUGCAUCAGUAACAGACACCAUAAGCCUGACGCCCAGGAAGAAACACUGCUCAGAUAUCCCAACCUCCCCUGUUGAAGCCAGUCCUCGCAAAUCCAGACUUCAGACGCUAACCCAGAACAGCCCCAUCAGGAUGAGCCCCCGCAAGAUAAGUCAGCCUCCCUCCACCCCCACCCGAGGACAGACAAGGGCAGAGACGCCCAGGAGGGGCUCUAAAGUGCGACAAACCAAGGAGGAUGAUGCAGCUCAGAUAAAACCGAAGAGCAGAACAGAGCUGCAGAGAAACGCUGACACACUGCCCACAAUGAAGAUCUGCAGUAGGACACAGCAGCCGGUGUGUCUGAAGCCUCUCCAUGUCCUGCAGUGCCACAGUAAACAGGACAGCUCGGAGGACCUCUCUACCCAGCUGUGGGCCUGUGCUUUCCAGCCGCUGCCAGAUUCCACUGGUGCUGGUGGUGGAAGUCGUUUGGUUGCUACCUGUGGUGGAGACUCGCUCUGUGUGAUUGACUGUGAAACAGGGAUGGUGAUGAAGAAGUACAAAGUUCCUGGAGAGGAGUUCUUCUCCCUGUCCUGGUCCACGGUGCUGAUGUCCAGGGGAGGCGGGGCCUCGGCUCAGCACUGCAGCAUUCUGGCAGCUGGAGGAAAGAGGGGACUAGUCAAACUGAUCCACCCCAGAAACAACCUGGCCUACGGGGAGUUCAGAGCCAGCCGUAAGGCGCUGUCUGUCCUCCGCUUCAACCACCACCAGGGAAACUUCCUCUUCACGGGAUCGUACGAUAAAAAAAUAGUGAUGUGGGACAUCGGUGGAGUGGACAGCCAGUACAACUUCAAAGUUGUUCAGCUGCUGGUUUUGGAGAUCGGCACCAUUCCCCUGCACAUCUGCCUCCCUCCCACAUCCCCCAGCUCACACCUACUGACUGCCGGUGAGGAUGGCCUGCAUUGCUACAACACAAAACUCGGCACCAACAACGCCACAAAGAGGUCUAAGGAGAUGGAGAUAACUUUCCCCAUAUAUAAGAAUGAAGACAAAGACCAUGACUACCACACCAUUGAUGGAUUGAGUUUUCUUACAGAUGACAUAGUUGCCUCCAAGAACUACAUGCAUGAUUCCAUUUACUUGUGGAGCUGGAGCAGGACCAAGGCUCAGCGGCCAGAUAAGAAGGACAGGACAGUUUGUGCUGUGGUUUUGGCUGAGCUGCAGUGGGCCAACACUGAGAUUCCCUACCUGGCUCUAAACACCUGUCCUGGCCAAGCCUACAUAGUGUGUGGUGAUGACAAAGGCAGGCUGUGGACAUACCACGUCACCAACCUGCAGAAAAACAGUUUUCAGACUGGGAAACCCAUACUGCCCACUGAGGUGUUGGAGUGGCCAACAACGGUAAAGAAGGGCCUUGGCCAGUUGGAGGGCCCCUCGAUCAAUAGUGUAGCAAUGGACCCGGAACUCCGCUUUCUGGUGGCCCUGAGUGACAAGAAUAUGGUGAUCGUGUGGAAGAGAGAGGAGUCCUCCUGAGCAACACGGGCUGCAACCUGUGAAUGGGAAUCAUACAGAUUUCCAGGUGUUUUGAUAAAAAUCUUUGUGAGGGGUUUUUGUUGAGAAAAUAACUGACAGUUUACCAAAUGUUGGUAUUUUUGUAAUAAGGUUGGUUUUUCAUAACACCUAUAUGCCCAUCUGUCUCCGGCAAUAGACCCAGGCUGCAGCAAUGUUGUCCAGCUUGUUUUUCUUUUUCUCAUUUCCUUCAUAAUUUGUUUGGGGAAAGUGACUUUUGCCACAGUAAACAGAGCAAGUAACAUCCAGAGAGAUUGGAGGAAUACUAUAAUAGUAGUAUAGUAUUAUAUAGUAUUAAAUUGAAACUUUUCAUUUGCAGAAUUUUAUAUUGAUAUGCUUAAAGUUGCUGCUGUUUUGAAAUGUAGCCAGGUGAAGAUAAUUGUGGAUUGUUGCUAUGUGACACAUCAUUCUUUGUUUUUGUAUAUAGUCAUGUAUCUUAAAAGAUACAGCAUAUAAGAACCAGCAGAAAAUAAUUGACAAGUAAAAUGAGUAAAUGCAAUGACCUGCUAGGAAUUGGUAAGAAAACAAUUGGCAACUAUUGAAAUCUAUUGGCAGAAAUUAAAUAUAAUACUCAUUUAUGUUCUCAUAUCUGUAUAAUCACUUAAAUCUUUUAAGUUAAAUCUUAAGUUGCUGUCUUUUGCAAGGUGAGAAUGAGCCCUUCAUAUCCAAAUUAGGAGCAGGUCUUCACAUUGAGUCGAGUCGGUCUGUAACUUAACUGCACAUCAUUACAAUAAUGAAUGGGCUGCAAAUGGAGCUGUAAUUAGCCUCAUUUAACUUAUUUUGUUGUCUCUUAAGUCUGUGGUUUUAUUUAAGUGUUUUUCAUCUCCCUGUUUGGAUUUUUGUUGUGUGCUUCUGUAGUAAAUUAACCUCUCGUCCAGAAACACAACUCCAGAUAUAUGCUAAUGUUUAAGUUAGCCAUAAAAAAACAUUAUUAGAUUACAGCUUCUUUUUGCUGCCCUCAAAAUAAUGAAUACAUGUUUAAUCAGCUGAAUAAAAAGUCAGUAGUCUUAUGAAUGAGACUAAAAUUGUAUUUCAUUACUGACUUAUUUUAUUUUAAUGUGCAUAUUUGACGUACAUUUAAUUUAAUGUUUUUUUUCAAGGUCAGUCUUUGGACCUUGAUGUUUAAAGGCAUACUUUGCAGAGGUUGUCCAUUGUUGUUUUUUUCCAUCACAACAGUCAACUGUCUUUUUUUGUGCCUUUUCUCAGCGGUGUGUCUAGCAUUCUUUUUUUUUCUUUUUUUUUUUAGCUUUGUCGCAGUCUCAUCCAAGUCUCAAAAACCUGUAUUUUAUUAGUUAAACAAUAACUUAUAUUCUGAUAACGUUAAGGACUGCAAACAGUCCUCGCUGAAAAGUCAAUACUGCUGUGAGGCGUAAAGAGGCUGAUGCAGCCUGUUUUUCUGAUUGCUGAGAAAAUAAAUGCAAUAAAUUGUAUUUCUUUUUACUGUCAAAUGUUACAGUAUAGUAGUGUUGUGAAGUUGUUAUCUUCAUUAAAUUAAUCAAAUUACUUCAUUAAAAAAA